This is a messenger RNA of Phoenix dactylifera (date palm), 2109 nucleotides long. RefSeq names its product galactoside 2-alpha-L-fucosyltransferase-like. Gene Ontology annotation, biological process: cell wall biogenesis; xyloglucan biosynthetic process. Lineage: Eukaryota; Viridiplantae; Streptophyta; Magnoliopsida; Arecales; Arecaceae. The record is from RefSeq and is a predicted model, not a curated record. Gene Ontology annotation, molecular function: galactoside 2-alpha-L-fucosyltransferase activity. Gene Ontology annotation, cellular component: membrane; Golgi apparatus.
CUACUUACUGUUCCGCUCGGAUUCGUCUAGGGAUUAGAGAGGAGAGUGGUGAUGAACACAAAACGGAUCCGGCGGCAGAAGCAGCCAGCCAUAGCAACUAGCUCUCACAACCCGGAGAGCGCGGAGGGGACUUCUCAAGCCGGGUUGGAGGAAAAGCCUGUUUGGGGCUUGCUGAGGCCUACCGUGGUCCUCCCUGCUUUCUUCUUGAUGCUUGCGCUGCCGCUCCUCGUCUUUGUCUCCGGUCGAAGCCCGUUCAAAGAGCAACUUUGUAACUGUGGAACUAGAGGAGUCCUACGAAGGGAAGCUGGCUUGGCAGCAAGGGCAAAACAAGGUUUGCAGAAUGAGUCCUUCGCAUAUUCCUCCAAAAAAGAAAAUUGUUCCUUUGCAUACUCCAAUGUCACAAAGGAUAAUCUUCUCAAAGCAAAUGUCACAAAGGAUAAUUUUCUCAAAGCAAAUGUCACGAAGGAUAAUCAUCUCAAGGCAAAUGUCCCAAAGGAUAAUUUUUUCAAAGAAAAUGUCCCAAAGGACAAUAUUCUCAAAGGAAACGUCACAAAGGACAAACUUCUUGGGGGUCUGCUGGCUGCUGGGUUUGAUGACGGAUCUUGCCUGAGCAGGUAUCGAUCUGUUCUAUAUCGCAAAGAAUCACCCCAUAUUCCUUCUCGUUAUCUUGCAGAAAGGCUAAGAAACCAUGAAGCUCUCCAAAAAAAAUGUGGUCCAAACACUGAAUUAUACGACAAAGCCAUUAAAUGGUUGAAGCCUGAUGCGCACGGAAAAAGAAAGAAACAGUUGAAGCCUGGCCAUAGCACCGAGACCACAGAGUGCAACUACGUGGUAUAUAUAUCAUAUAGCGGCUUGGGGAACAGAAUUGUGUCUCUAACUUCAGCAUUUCUAUACGCUCUCCUUACAAACAGGGUCUUACUUAUUGACAGAGGUACUCACAUGGCUGACCUUUUUUGCGAACCAUUUCCUGAUAGCUCAUGGCUUCUGCCUUUGGAUUUCCCUCUUCUUAACCAGUUUGGCAGACUGCACAAAACAUCUCCUCAGCGUUUUGGAAAUAUGUUGAAGAGCAAGGCUAUCAGUGACGAAGUAAAUGGUGCUUCAAACAAGUCCCUACCACCUUAUGUGUAUAUCCACCUAAGCCAUGAUUAUGAUGACUACGAGAAGCUUUUCUUCUGCGAAGAUGAUCAACGGGUCCUUCAAAAGAUCCCUUGGCUGCUGCUAAGAUCGAAUCAAUACUUCGUGCCAUCCCUAUUUCUAAUCCCAGCAUAUGAGGAAGAACUUGGUCGGUUAUUCCCCGAGAGAGAUACCGUUUUCCAUCAUUUGGGACGUUAUCUUUUGCACCCUACAAACCCAGUGUGGGGUUUAAUUACCAGGUCUUACCAGUCCUAUCUAGCCAAGGCUGAUGAACGAGUGGGCAUGCAGAUCCGAGUCUUCGGUGCAAAAAACAGUCCAUUUGAGCAUUUAGAUCGGAUCCUCAAAUGUGCUCUAGAGGAAAAGCUGCUGCCUGAUAUCAGUCUCAAUGGACCUGUGGUUUCAACUACUGGUGCCAAGUCAGCUGUGCUCAUAACUUCUUUGGAUUCUACGUACUUUGAGAAGGUGAGGAGCAUGUAUUGGGAGCAUCCAACUGCCUUCGGUGAGAUCAUUAGCGUCUAUCAGCCAAGCCAUGAAGGAGUGGAGCAGACAGGGAAGGAGAUGCAUCAGAUGAAAGCAUGGGCGGAAAUCUAUCUCUUGAGCUUGACUGAUGUGUUGAUCACAUCAUCCUGGUCUACAUUUGGGCAUGUAGCUCAAGGUCUUGGUGGUUUAAGGCCAUGGAUCGCAUUGAUACCAGGUAAUCCUUCUUGUCGACGAGCCAUAUCAAUGGAACCUUGUUUCCAUUUCGCCCCCUCUUAUAAUUGCAAGACAAAGACGAGCGCUGAUCUAGGGGCUGUAGUCCCACACGUGAGGCAUUGUGAAGACAUGGUUGGAGGCCUUAAGCUGGUUGAUCCGGUCCACCACUAGCAAUAUUGGAAUAUUGAAAGACCUGUCAGAAUGUGAUAUGUUGGAAAAUUAUUGAAAGUAAUUUUAUUUGAGCUAGGAAAGAAGGGGUUUUACUUUAUCUUGUAAACUUUC